GGAAACUGUCUCCUCCCGUUUCAGUGUCUCUUUUUCUUCUCCUGUGCAUCGAAUUCUAACGAUACGCAGAUGAGCUGGUCCUCCAUUGCGCCGUCUUAGGGCCUCGCACGGAACAGACAAACAAACUCAUCAAAUACCUUAUCCACGCCUGUCCCGGUGCUCUCGAGUACAGGUCAAGCACCGGCGAGACGCCUCUUCAAGUGGCAUUCGCCUAUGGUCGCACCGAAUUCGCCAAGACGCUCAUCGAGGGAGGUGCUGACCAGUCUGCGCGCAGCGCCGGGGGAGACAACAUCAUCCACGCGGCUCUGACAUACUCGCCGACAGCGGAUCUGCUCAAGCCCAUGCUGGAUCUACUGGAUCCGGACCUGAGACGCUACCUUCUCUCGCAGCGAAACAAUCUGUCCGAGGGCGGCACCACGCCCGUCCAUUAUUGGGGGCUGCGGCAGCAGCCCGGGCAGCCGUCCUUUGUCCCAUAUGGCUUGGGCCGCUAUCUCCCAACCAUCAGCGCCGAAGACACCCAAGAGAAGAAGCUUGCUGUCCUCAAACUUCUACUUGGGUACUCUGGCGGGGCAGAACUCGGCAUGCUCAACGGAGCGGGCGAGACUCUGCUACAUUCCGCCGUGAUGGGCUCAGACGUCGACAUGGUGGAAGGUCUUUUGCGGUUCAACCCGGAGCUUCUCUAUCGCGAGAACGCCGUCGGCCGGACGCCAGCCGAGGUCGCCCGUGGGCAGCUCAUGGCCUUCACGUUUAAGCAGCCGGACGACAUCAUCGUGCGCCGCGGUCGCUGGGAACAGGGCGCAUCUGGUCUCCUAAACGUCGACCCCGCGGAAUUUCUCGAGGCGACGAAGCAGGGACGCACCGUACCUCCAUUGACUGCUGACGGGGGAGAGCAAGAGGCACAGAAGCGCCGGCGCGUGUGGGAUGUUGUGGCGGGUUACAUGGCUCGAUAUCCCGGCCAGCGAAGGCUGGUGUCGCUGGGCGAAGCCAACGACGUGGCGAAGAGGCUGAGCGAGAAGUUCGGGUUCGGUUCGAACCACGUCCACGGCGCGAAGGCUCAAGAGGAAGACGACGGGGAGAAUGAGGGAGAGGACAAGCAGGAUAAGGAGGACCGCAUGGAUGCGCUCAAUUUUGUGACGCGUGUGCGGAGUAGCAAAAUUUUGGAGGCCUGGAGGCCGUGAAAGAGCGGACAGUAGGUGUCUACCUUAUAAUGAUCUAUGUACAUGUCUAUC
Messenger RNA from Sodiomyces alkalinus F11, 1229 nucleotides. RefSeq lists its product as hypothetical. Gene Ontology annotation, molecular function: protein binding. Lineage: Eukaryota; Fungi; Ascomycota; Sordariomycetes; Glomerellales; Plectosphaerellaceae. The record is from RefSeq and is a predicted model, not a curated record. The transcript has a single exon. The coding region runs from base 342 to 1178 and encodes 278 amino acids.